Molecule: messenger RNA, 1258 nt
Organism: Scylla paramamosain (green mud crab)
Lineage: Eukaryota; Metazoa; Arthropoda; Malacostraca; Decapoda; Portunidae
Product: coiled-coil domain-containing protein 137-like
Exons: 6
Coding region: 275-1180 (301 amino acids)
Cellular component (GO): nucleus
Source: RefSeq, a predicted model, not a curated record
CAAGCCAGCAGUCCCAGGAUGUAAACAAACCAGCACGUGGCUUUCAUGGUGAGAGUGGCAGUGUGGUGGCAGUCAGACCUAAUAACCCCACGCUUGCCAUUACCUCACAAGACAUUGGUAGGGUCGGUACAGACCACUAGCCUGUCACAGCCCAUCUACAAGAACAAGGAGUGCAAGACGUGGCGGGUACGUGUAUCAGCCUUCCCAGAGACAUUCGAGGGUUCUGCAGCGUUCAGGACACUUUGUCAAGCUUAUUAUACAGAAGUGAUUAAAAAUGGGUAGAAAAAUCCCCAGAAAGAAGCACCGAGGGGUAAAGGACCCGUACAAACAACAAGAAGAACGCUUUAAUAAGAUAAAAAACAAGCUCAAUGCUAAGCCGGAGUCCACAGAGUCUCAGGAAAUACCAAGGCGCCUGCAGAACAUUGCCAAGUUCAACAGUGUCAUCAGCAGGAAGGGUUUGCCCAUGAAGAAGAGGAAGAAAGAGAAAUUGAAAAAUAAUACUCUUAUUGAUGGCAGAAAGUAUGUUGAUCGUGAGAAAGAACUCCCAGGCAUGACUCGUCCCACAAAGUUGGUGCCAUUGCUGCAGCAACACCCAAAGGAGACCUAUAAGAAAUUCCUGAAGAGAGUUGACAGAGUGACACAUGAGAUAAUUAAGGAAGCUGAUUUUGAGAAGAAGUUCAAAGUAGAGGUGAAGCGUGAUGAGCGAGGUCAGGUUGUCGCUGUCCAGCACCAAGAGAAGAUUGACCCGCUGCUGUCUGACAAGCAAAAGGAAGACCUUGUUGAGCGAGAGGAGAAAAAGAAGGCAGCGAGACGAGAAAGAGAUAAGCGCAGACGAGGUAAGAAGAGAAAAAAUGAUGGGGACGAUGACGAUGAUGAAUUUUCUUAUUAUCAAGACAAGUUUGAAUUUGGAGAAGUAGUGUAUGAGCCUCCCAGCCUUGACACCGAGAAACUCACGAGGAAGAUGAACAGGAAUGAGGAGAAGUCGAGGUCAUUUUUGUUUAUGGAGAAGCUGAAGGAAAAACAAGAUGAAAGUUCACCCUCCAAUAAGCCCAGCAAGAAAGCAGCCAAGAUCCCUGCUGGGAGACGCAGGAUACUUGAGGAGGAACGGCAGAGGGUGGUGGAGGCAUACCGCAGCAUGAAGGCCUCCAAGCAUUCCCUCACUCAACAGUCCACCAUGUGAUGUGAUGCCACCUUGCACAGAUCUUGUAUGGUGAUUCUCUCCUGCAAAAGAUGUUAAUAAACUGUCAUAUGAAGUGUA